AUGACCACCUCUCGCACCUCUGAUCGCACAUUCACUAACCUGCUCGCAGACGCAGACAACCCCCCUCCAAUUCAGGUGUCCAGUAUUUCAGACAAGGAAGGUAUCCGUCUUGCUGACGGCCUCGUCCUCUCCGCCGCGUCAAUUUUUUUGGAGGGACAAGUUUACCUAUGGGAUGUUCCUUCGCCCAAAACGGGUGAGGGGGAUAGGACCGAGAAAGACCAGUGGAAAGGGUGGACGGAAGAUCAUUUCGAGCUCUUUGACGUUGUGGUUCCCAAACCUGAAAUCCUCCUAUUGGGAACAGGCAAGCGGAUCGUCCAGCCGCCCCCAUUCAUGCGUACGUACCUACCUCAAAAACUGAGGCAUCCAAUAAGAUGUUAUGGAUACCAGAAACGCGUGCGCGACGUACAACCUCCUCGCGGAAGAAGGCCGACGUGUUGCAGCGGCUUUAUUACCCAACGAUCCACUUAG
Molecule: messenger RNA, 468 nt
Organism: Laccaria bicolor S238N-H82
Lineage: Eukaryota; Fungi; Basidiomycota; Agaricomycetes; Agaricales; Hydnangiaceae
Exons: 4
Coding region: 1-468 (155 amino acids)
Biological process (GO): mitochondrial respiratory chain complex I assembly
Cellular component (GO): mitochondrial inner membrane
Source: RefSeq, a predicted model, not a curated record